Frieseomelitta varia is the source of this 6755-nucleotide messenger RNA. RefSeq names its product mitogen-activated protein kinase kinase kinase 15 (gene Ask1). The record is from RefSeq and is a predicted model, not a curated record. The transcript has 24 exons. Gene Ontology annotation, molecular function: protein kinase activity; ATP binding; protein binding. Gene Ontology annotation, biological process: MAPK cascade; protein phosphorylation. Lineage: Eukaryota; Metazoa; Arthropoda; Insecta; Hymenoptera; Apidae. The coding region runs from base 1018 to 5049 and encodes 1343 amino acids.
UUGCAUUUAUUUAUUUAUGGUCUGUGUAAACAUAUAAUAUUCUACGUGGUUAAAUAAGGAGAGAGGAAGUUUACUUUUAUCAAGCAGAGGUAGCUUUUAUUAACCCAGAUAUUAAGUCUGAUGGACAGAGAUGAAUGAAGGAGCGAAAUUGAGAUCUCUUAUUCUAUUUAACAGUCAUAAGUACACGAGUAGAAAAGUCGUAGCUUCCGACAAUCUACGCAGUUAUGAUUGCUCUUCCUGUUCCUAGCAUCCUGCUCAUGUGGAGUUCAUUGGUACGUUUCCACGGUGCUCUGUACUGUAACAUUCAGUGCAAUCGAAUUCAAAUGACCUACAAACUCAUUAUUCGCCUUUUACGCGUGGUGAACCUCUUUUGAAAGUAUGUUCUCCGAUUAAAGGGUCGAUUCUAGUCGACCGACAAAAGUGUUUUGCUGCAGUUGCAUUCGGACUAUCCUGUGUCGGAUGUUUUAACUCUACGGAGUAUACAGCUCGUGGACGAUGACCAUACUUUAUCGUCGAAGUAUACAUUCGUCGAAGGUUAAUUUAAUUAACAUCACGUUGGCAACCAUGGAAGACGUUUACUGGUUGACAUACAAAUUAAUGAAGUUAUUUUUUCAGUAUGCUUUUUCACGGACUUGGCACAUUCGACGAAAUACCAAUCUUUCAAUAAUUUAAAGUCAAUCUAAUCAUUGCAUGUCAUUGUAUCGCUUAGUUUGAACAUUGCGUUGAUCGAAUGAUUUGCAUGGUCGUGAUUUUCUACGAUGCUGAUAAUCACCUAUCAUUUUAUUCUUAUUAUGUGUUCUGGUUCUAUCUUAAGAGUUUCUAUUUUUAUACCGGUAGAGCGACUGAUCUUUCUGCCAUCUGUGAACUAACAAGAAAAUUCUUUAUGUGAGUUGUGCAGCACGACCUCGACUCUGGAUUUGUGUGUUCUAGAAGAAAUGGAGGAUUAUAAUGUUCAGUAUAAAAGACAUUUAUUACAUAAGAACUAAGAAUAUUACUUCCAUUCAAUAAUUGUGCAACAUGCCAUCCAUUUGUGGCGAUACAGUUGACAUGGCUGUGGCUGCACAACCAACUAUUGCAGAAGGUAUUUCUAGUACUGAUAGUAUCGGUACACACAGUGAUAUUUCUGGACAUACCACUAUUUCAGGAAGACCCAGAAUGGAUGUAGCUUGUGUUUUAGACUUACAACAAUCAGAGCAUUUGGCUCAGAGAAGAAGAGCCUUAGAAGAAGUCAGACAAGCAUGCAAUCUAGUUAAUGCUAAUAUGCAUCAUAUUCAGUUUGAAAAGUUGGAUUUUGGCGAAACAAACGUACUUGAUACGUUUUAUAAUGCAGAUGUAGCUGUUGUGGAUUUAAGUAUUCAGCUACAACAGUCUGCUUUGUUUUAUCAUCUUGGUGUCAGAGAAAGUUUUGGCAUGAAAGAAAAUAUUUUGUUGCAUAAUGAUAUAGAUACAGAAACAACAAUCAGGAUUAAGUUGUCAUGUGGUAAUUAUACAUUUGUAUCCUAUCGUGUGGUGGAAUGUGGUUCAUGUGUGGCAACUAAUCCAGCUACUACUAGAAUCACUGGCGAAGAAGUCAUAGAUCCAAAACAACAUCUUACGUUGAAGCUUAAAAAGUUAUUUCAAGAUGUUGAAGUACAAUCUAAAGCACAUAUGAAAGAAAAGUUUCUUGCGGAUUUACGGAAAGCUCGCGAAACAUAUUCGGGAGAAGAACUUUCGAAAGCUUUGAACAAUAUGCGUAAACGCUUAGAUGAUCCAAACGUGUUGUCUGGAGAAGUUGUUCUAAAUGUUCUAAUUUCCUUUCGUGAAAUACAGGAUUACGAUGCAAUGGUACAAUUAGUUGAUGAUUUAAGAACAAUACCGACUCAUAAGAAUUACAUCAAUACUCCAGCCAUUCGAUAUCUAUAUGCAUUUGCAUUAAACCGGCGAAAUAAAGAAGGCGAUAGAGAGACAGCAUUAAAAGUGAUACAGAAAGCAUUGGAGAAGAAAGAAAAUCAUGUUCCUGAUAUGUUAUGUUUGUGUGGAAGAAUAUAUAAAGAUAAAUUUGUAGAAAGUCGACAUACUGAUGAAGAAAGUUUAAAAAAUGCUAUCCAUUGGUACAGAAAAGGUUUCGAGGUACAACCAAAUGAAUAUGCAGGAAUCAAUCUUGCUACGCUGCUUGUUAUAGCAGGAAACGAAUUUUCCAAAAGUGAAGAAUUACAACACAUAGGAAUGGUUUUGAACAAUCUUAUUGGCAAGAAGGGCAGUUUGUCCAGUCUAAAGGAUUAUUGGGAUGUGGCAACGUUUUUUGAGAUCAGUGUGCUUGCUGAGGAUUAUUCGAAAGCCAUUCAAGCUGCUGAGUGCAUGUUCAAACUGAAGCCGCCAAACUGGUACCUGAAAUCAACAAUAGGAAAUAUAUCGCUGAUAGAUAGGUUUCGUAAAAAGAAUGAGGAAGCUGAGAUUUCGCCAGAGGAGCAAAUAUUUACUUUUUGGAUGGACUACUUUGUUGAAGCUACAAAAUCGGAAGUUGGAGAUAAUAUACGGUUUCCACUCUUAGUGUUGGAGCCAACGAAGAUCUUGAUGCCGAGCUACGUAAACGUUAAUCUUGGAGCAGAAGAGAAAUCGGUGCAAAUUUGGAAUCUUUGCUUGGACAAUAUGAAGAAUAGUUGUAAACAAGUUCACGAUUGGUUAUUCACCGCCAACAUGAUACGCAGCGUAAGCUUAUACAAAAGAGAUGAACGUUGCCUUUUCUUAUACGUUCAUCAAAACUCUGAUGACUUCCAAAUGUAUUUUCCGUCAGUUCAAUGCAGACAGAGAUUUUAUGACUUAAUUUUGGAAAUGACCAGAGAUCAGGAGGGUAUGGUCGCAGAUUUGGAUGCAUAUAUGACUGACGAUAGGAUGAAGUUUGAAUAUGAGUUGGAUGACCAAAACAAACGAAUAAUGCUAGGUAAAGGUACGUACGGGAUUGUCUAUGCUGCUCGAGAUUUAAAUACACAAGUUAGAAUUGCCGUCAAAGAAAUUCGAGAACGGAAUUUGGGAGAUGUGCAACCCUUACACGAGGAAAUUAAAUUACACAGUCAAUUGAGACAUAGAAAUAUUGUGCAAUACUUAGGUUCUGUAAGUGAAGAAGGAUACUUCAAAAUUUUUAUGGAGCAAGUCCCUGGAGGUAGUUUAUCAGCCUUAUUAAGGUCAAAAUGGGGUCCUCUAAAAGAAAAUGAAUCCACAAUUGCUUAUUAUACUAAACAAAUCCUAGAAGGUCUCAAGUACCUUCAUGAUCAAAAAAUUGUGCACAGAGAUAUUAAGGGCGAUAAUGUUUUGGUCAAUACAUACAGUGGUGUAGUAAAGAUUUCAGACUUUGGUAUGUCGAAACGAUUAGCUGGUUUAUGUCCAAGUACAGAAACAUUUACUGGGACAUUACAAUAUAUGGCACCGGAAGUUAUCGAUAAAGGGCAGCGUGGAUAUGGGGCUCCUGCAGAUAUUUGGUCCCUGGGUUGUACAAUAGUUGAGAUGGCGACUGGUAAACCACCGUUCAUUGAAUUAGGUUCUCCUCAAGCUGCAGUUUUUAAGGUUGGAUAUUAUAAAAUACAUCCUGAAAUACCAUCAGAAUUAUCUGAAAGAGCAAAGAAUUUUAUAUUGCGCUGUUUCGAACCUAAUCCUGACAUAAGAGCGACUGCAGCGGAAUUAUUAGAAGAUCCAUUUUUAAAUGAAAAAAAGAAAACCAAUCGAUUGGCCGCCGUACCUGAUUUUAGUAGAAGCAUUUCAGUACCUGCUGACAGACUUGAACGCUUAGGAAAAUCUGAUAAAUCGAAUAAUAAUCAUAUUGUUUCUGCUUCUCCUAUUCAAACUUCACAAUCAGAUGAUAGUGUUACAUAUAGUGGAGGGCUGACAAAGUCAAGCCCACUGAGGGAGCGCAGUCCAGCACAUCUUCUGUCUCCCAUUAGAAUGCCUACUGCAACCCUUUCUUUUAACAGUGCAAUAGGAAAUACACCAUCUAUAGAAACAAGUGAAAGUGACACAGCUGGGGCUUCAAUGACUAGAAGAAGUUCCUCUGGCGGUUUAUUGUCACCAGAAGUUGAAUUAGGAGGUCAAUCUGGUCACAAAACUGGCGAAGAACAAGAGGGUUUUUAUCUGCUGAAAAAAGAUAGUCAAAGAAGAAUGACAUUAACUAGAGUUCUUACGCAAGAUGAGGCAAAAAUCUGCGAAGUAUGGAUGCGAGGUAUACAUCAAGCAGAGGGUCAAACUGUUUUGCAAAUGAACCACUUAAUAUUAUUAAUGCGAGCUUUGAGAGAUUAUAUCGCAGAACAAAAUCAAGAAGUAAUCGUGACAGCCAUUAGAACAUUGAAAGAAGAGUUAGACUUUGAUUCCACUGCUAUUAAUCAUCUCAAUUUAGCUAUUUAUCUGUUUCAAACGGCAGUAAACGAGGUUCUACGAAUGCAUAGUAUAAAGCCUCAUUGGAUGUUUGCACUGGAUAAUUUAGUGAGAAAUGCUGUACAAGCUGCCAUCACUGUACUUUCUCCUGAACUUGGAGCUAAUUUACUCGGUCAAGAACGCAUGCAAUCCGGUGGUCAAGGUCCAGAAGAAGGAUCUACAUCCGGUGUAUCGACUGUGAAUUCUGUAAAAUCGCAGAAAACCGGUGACUCUCUGGAUAAUAAAUAUUGGAAAGAAUAUCGAGAUCAAAUGGGGGCUUUAAAAAUGGAGAAUUUGAGAUUAUUACAGGAACUGAUUGAAAAUCAGAAGUCGUAUCAAACUUUAUUGCAACAAAUUCUUGAAGAACAAAGCGCUCAAGUUAAUGCUUUAACACGACUUUGCGAAAAUAUAAAUAGACGGACUACAAGACAAGAAUCAGGAUAUAAUUCAUCAGUAUCUGGAAACACAGUGCAACAGCCAAUCUCAUUGAUUGUUAGCAAUACAUCUACUAGCACAACUUCGUGUAACGACCAGGCUCUUAUUGAAUGGUUACAAAGUCUUCAGAUAGAUGAAAUGUCGAUCGACCGAUUCUUAUACGAGCAGUACACACUGGAUAAUAUUUUAAAUCAUGUUACACGUGAAGACAUUCGCAGACUUAAUCUCCGGUAAAGGAGGAACUGAAUUGAGGAUAUGGCAAGCUAUAUUAAAACAUCGAGAAAGUAAUAAUCAAAUGGAAAAGAAGGGGCAGUAACUAAAUUGUCUACCAUAUUGGAAUUGGUUUGUUUGUGAAUGGUUAAUUUUAUGCAGGGUAAAAUAAUUAUUGAACAUAGCUGCUGUAGUAUAACAAUGGUCAAUGAAAGUAGAGCUACUAAGUAUUUAAAAUCAAAUGAAAUACCUGUGUCGUUUGUUAGAAUUAUUACUUGUAAGUUUACACGGAAAAUUUUAAAUGCACAAAUGAUAUUAUUAGUCCGUAGUUCCUAAAUAUAAAGUAUUUACUAGUUAUAUAUAUGAGACAGAUGUGUACAUAUAAGGAAUUUUGCAUAUAUUGAUUGGUUUCAAGAUAAAGUCAUUGCAGCGAAAUUUUACAACCUCCUGGAAGUAUAUUUAACAAUUAUAUUUUACAGAAAUUAGCUUCGUCGAAUAAUUAUACAUGCUGUGAUUAUGCAAAGUUUGUAUUUGGAAAUUAUCAUUCAACUUGUUGAUAUAGAAUAUCAGUCUUGCCAAGUUUACAGAAAUGAUAUUGCCGUGAAAAUACAAUUGUAUCUAAAGAUUUAAAAAUUCGAAAAUUCAAAAUAAUUUUCAGGUCUCAUAUUUGACAUUACUGCCACAGUAAAAUUAAUAUUACCGGAAAGAAAUAUGUACACGUAAAAGGUUGCCUUAUGCUUUCGUGUUUUGCGAAAUGUCGACUGGUUUUCUCUUCAUUCUGCGUAAUCACCGAAAGAGAAAUUAUUUAUACUCGACAGUUACAAGAGAAACAAACGAUCGUAGUGCCUUAUAAACCAGUGUAGUAAUACAAGAGGAUAUAUUUAUUAUUCCCAAAUGAUGAACGUUUUUAUUGUUGGUAAUUCUAUAUUUCUUAAGCAAAGAUUUUACGUGUCUUCCUAGAUACGCAUGAAAUUUAUUUUAAGCAGAGGUUAUGUACAUAAAGCGCUUCUUAUAGUUUAUAAUAAAUAUUGUCUAUUAAUCGAGGGCCUAAAAUUUACUAGAUUUUUAGAUAUGAAUUUUUAUAUAAUCGCAGAUUUCACGCUUUAUAUGUGACUCUCUUCACUGAAAAAACUUAUGCUUCCUUCAUAUACAUUUUAUAGAAUAGCAAUGAAUCGUGUUUUCUGAUAAUACUUUCAUUUUGACUUCCAUUGCAGUAAUGCGACAGAUAUACCAGUCAAUUGAAAUAAGUGCCUAAUUGCAUCAGGGAUACGCGUGAUGUUUCGCUUCAGUUUUAUCAUAAUUGAAAUCAAAGUAAUUAGGGGAUUAUACUUAUAAAUUAGGGAGAAUUAUAAAAAUCUGUUAGUUUCUAUACUUUAACUUGCACAUAUUACAUGUUACGUAUACUUUUAUUUAAAAUAAUUAUUACCAUUUUAAAAUAAAAUAAACAUCACUCCCUAUACUUGAUACCUGAAAUUUAAUCCCUUAAUUAUUUGGAUGGAUAUUCUUUUACACAAUUGUUGAGCAAUUACAUGUACAACAUUAUUUACCGAUUGUAUUGUCAGCGAAAUCUACGAACCAGUUAUAAAUAACAUAAAGGUACAGACGCGAUAUGUCGUGCUUAAUUGUUAAGACGUUUUCACAUUAUUGUUUUCAUUCACCGUAUAUUCGAUAAGACUAACUAUCCUCGUUAUUCUAGCAAGUUGAAAUUUGUAAUAAAGAUUCUAGCAAGA